This is a messenger RNA of Cotesia glomerata, 555 nucleotides long. RefSeq names its product probable trafficking protein particle complex subunit 2 (gene Trs20). Bases 109 to 531 code for a protein of 140 amino acids. The transcript is spliced from 3 exons. Gene Ontology annotation, biological process: endoplasmic reticulum to Golgi vesicle-mediated transport. Lineage: Eukaryota; Metazoa; Arthropoda; Insecta; Hymenoptera; Braconidae. The record is from RefSeq and is a predicted model, not a curated record. Gene Ontology annotation, cellular component: TRAPP complex; cytoplasm; nucleus.
AUAAAUAAAUACUCUAACCAUUGAAUAAUUUUUUAAAAAUUAAAAUAUAAAAUUAAUAAACAAUAACACUUGUAAUGUUUUGAAUUUUUAUUUUAAAAUUUAUUUAAUAUGUCUGCCAAUUAUUACUUUGUUAUUGUUGGAACUGCAGAUAACCCAUUGUUUGAAAUAGAAUUUAAUGGCUCCAAUAAAGAAUCGAAGAAAGAAGAUCAUGCUCAUCUUAGUCAAUUUAUAGCUCACGCAGCAUUAGACCUAGUUGAUGAGCAUAAAUGGAAAACAACAAACAUGCAUUUAAAAGUUAUUGAUAAAUUUAAUCAAUGGUUUGUCAGUGCAUUUGUCACAGCGACGCAAAUAAAAUUCCUUAUGGUACAUGACACUAAAAAUGAAGAUGGUAUUAAAAAUUUUUUUAAUGAAAUGUACGAAAUUUAUAUUAAGUAUUCGAUGAAUCCAUUUUAUAGAAUAAAUACCCCAAUAAAUUCUGUUGGAUUUGAAAAAAAGGCUCAACUUUACGGAAGAAAAUAUCUGUCUUCAUAAUUAUUAUUAAAUUUAUUGAUUAAU